AUGGACAUGCUGGGUAUGCUGCUGGGGCUGUUAAUACUCUUUGUAGGCUUUGCAAUAGCACUUUUUGGCAGUGCCAGGCUGCGCAAGGGUUUCUUUAUCUGGUUCUCAUACGCUACUAUCACGGGCUGGUACUACUUUCGUGUGCUGCAGAAGAAGUACACAAACACCAGUAACAAGGCGGGAGAGGAGUCUGUACGCGUGUCGUCGCCCAACGGCGCUGGGGCUCGUGGAAAGGCCAAAACGACGUCGUUGCCGCGACCUAUCGACGGCAAGCGCGAUACCGGCCUUGUUUACUUCGAGCCGCGUGAUAUGAUUGAACAACGGCAGCAGGCGCGGCCGGACUCGCUAGAGCACAGCGGUGUUUCCGAUCGCUCGAGUCGCACAAGCGACGCUGGAUCGAGUGCUAGUUCGGAUGGCGGAACGACUGCGAGCAAGCGCAAAAGACGUCUUUUUCGCAGCCGUCGUAAGGAUGCAGCCGAAGAGGCUGUGCGUCGCGUGAGCGAUACAAGCUCCAUUGGCUUGCUUACCGUGUCGGGCGUGUCUGACUUUAAUGGUUCCGUUACGCCGAUUCGCAGUAACGGCACUAGACGGACGUAUACAGGGCGAAAGAAGCCGCCAUCAUGGGCGGAUUGA
Molecule: messenger RNA, 633 nt
Organism: Plasmopara halstedii
Lineage: Eukaryota; Oomycota; Peronosporomycetes; Peronosporales; Peronosporaceae
Exons: 1
Coding region: 1-633 (210 amino acids)
Source: RefSeq, a predicted model, not a curated record